AGAUUGAGACAGUAACUCUGGGUGCAUUCCGGUGUUGGGGAUAAGACCCCGAGUUGAGGGAUGUGGUGGCAGCACCCUGGCUGUGAGAGCUGGAACAGGAUGAAACUGAGUGGUAAGUGAUGGGACUGUACCUCUUAGAGUGUGAGGCUGUGCAAGUGUCUGUCAGGUGUGACCCUACUUUUCAGGGCAGGAGGUGAGUUUUUGUGGCUUAAGGUGUGUGUCCCAGGUGUCGCUCAGCCCAUCUUAAAGCAGGAGCCAGACGCUGGGGCGAGACCCCGGGGCCCCAGGCCUCCUGGAUCCCCUGCCCCCUUUCAGCCUCCUCCCCUCGUCUUCCAGGAUGACUUGCUGUGGCCCUGGCCUGGGCUUAAGCCCCUGUAUAAAUAGUAGGUGAAUCCCUUGGUGGGCACUGCCCACCACCACCCACCCCGACAUCCAUGAAAGCUCUGGCAGGACAAGAGAGCCUUGCUGCCCCCACAGAAUUUGGAUUAGCCCCACCUAACCCCAAAGCCCCAGGGAGGGGCAAUGGCACCCUCUGCUGCCGCCCGAGCCCGCCCCAGGCGACGCUCACAUUUUCCAGUGUUUAGAUUUUAUCCGCUUUAUUAAUGAGGCAAGAGGCCAGAGUCUGGGGGAAGGGGGCUGCUCUUACCCCGAUGGAAGGAGGGGGUCACAGGGAGCCAGACUGACUCCAGGGAGCCUCGCUCCUCAUGGAUGAGCCAGGGCCCAGAGUGGCCCCCGCCCAUUGCCAGGAGCAGGGGGCGGGGGUCUCUGCCACUCCAGGCCCCCAGCGGGCGUGCGCGGGGUGGAGCGGCCCCUGGAGGCCAGCAAGGGCGGCGGGAGGAGCCAAGGAGCCGCCCAAGGAAGAGGGAGGAAGGAAGCGGCCUGCCGGAGAGCCAGGGCGCAGUGGGGAGCAGGGCUGAGCGGCGGGCAAUGGGGACCCCACAUCCCAGGCAGUGCCGGCACUCCCGGCGCCUGACAUGAGCCCUUGCGGGCCCCUCAACCUGAGCCUGGCCGGCGAGGCGGCCACGUGCACGGUGCCCUGGGUCCCCAACGCGUCGGCUGUGCCGCCUUCGGGCGCUUCGGGCACUUCGCCUGCGCUGCCCAUCUUCUCCAUGACGCUGGGUGCCGUGUCCAACUUGCUGGCGCUGGCGCUGCUAGCGCAGGCCGCGGGCCGUCUGCGACGCCGCCGCUCGGCCGCUACCUUCCUGCUGUUCGUGGCCAGCCUGCUGGCCACCGACCUGGCGGGUCACGUCAUCCCGGGCGCGCUGGUGCUGCGCCUGUACGCCGCGGGGCGCGCGCCGGCCGGCGGGGCCUGCCACUUCCUGGGCGGCUGCAUGGUCUUCUUCGGCCUGUGCCCGCUACUGCUGGGCUGCGGCAUGGCUGUGGAACGCUGCGUGGGCGUCACGCGGCCGCUGCUCCACGCCGCGCGGGUCUCAGUCACCCGCGCGCGCCUGGCUCUGGGCGCACUGGCCGCGGUGGCCUUGGCCGUGGCGCUGCUGCCGCUGGCGCGCGUGGGCCGCUACGAGCUGCAGUAUCCCGGCACGUGGUGCUUCAUCGGCCUGGGCCCCCCGGGCGGCUGGCGCCAGGCACUGCUCGCCGGCAUCUUCGCCGGCCUCGGCCUGGCCGCGCUCCUCGCCGCGCUGGUGUGCAACACGCUCAGCGGCCUGGCCCUCUUGCGAGCCCGCUGGAGACGCCGCUCCCGACGGCCUCAGGCCUCGGGCCCAGACAGCCGGCGUCGCUGGGGGGCGCGCGGACCUCGCUCGGCCUCCGCCUCCUCCGCCUCGUCCAUCGCUUCGGCCUCCACCGCCUUUGGCAGCUCCCGGAGCCGCGGCUCGGCACGCAGAGCUCGCGCCCACGACGUGGAGAUGGUGGGCCAGCUUAUCGGUAUCAUGGUGGUGUCGUGCAUCUGCUGGAGCCCGCUGCUGGUGUUGGUGGCACUGGCCGUCGGGGGCUGGAGCUCUACCUCCCUGCAGCGGCCACUGUUCCUGGCCGUGCGCCUUGCCACCUGGAACCAGAUCCUGGAUCCUUGGGUGUACAUCCUGCUGCGCCAGGCCGUGCUGCGCCAACUGCUUCGACUCCUGCCCUCGAGGGCCGGGGCCAAGGGCGGCCCCGCAGGGCUGGGCCUGACCCGGAGCGCCUGGGAGGCCAGCUCGCUGCGCAGCUCCCGGCACAGCGGCCUCAGCCACUUCUAAGCACAACCGGAGGUCCAACGACUAAACCAGCCCACCCUAGGCCAGGCCCAGGUGCCUUUGAGGAAUAAAAAGCCAUUCUGCGA
Messenger RNA from Callithrix jacchus (white-tufted-ear marmoset), 2272 nucleotides. RefSeq names its product prostaglandin E receptor 1 (gene PTGER1). Gene Ontology annotation, molecular function: prostaglandin E receptor activity. Gene Ontology annotation, cellular component: plasma membrane. The record is from RefSeq and is a predicted model, not a curated record. NCBI's taxonomy places the organism in Eukaryota, Metazoa, Chordata, Mammalia, Primates, Cebidae. Gene Ontology annotation, biological process: inflammatory response; positive regulation of cytosolic calcium ion concentration; adenylate cyclase-activating G protein-coupled receptor signaling pathway.